AUGCACCUAACCACAUUAGCAAUUGUGAUUUGCGCUGCGCAUCAAACAGUCUCCAUACAGGGAGACUGCAAAUUUUUAUAUAAGAGUUUUUCAAAUUAUAAGCCAGAGUAUCAAGAACACUACAGGAAGUACUUCAAGGACUAUAUUUUUGACAAACGCGAUCUGUUUCUGAGUUACGCAGUAAUUCCAAACAACUGCCAUGUAACGGAAAAAUUCCUCGUCACUGCCAUCAUUUUCACGCAGGGAAGGGAGCCUGGUGCUCGUGACUGA
This is a messenger RNA of Ostertagia ostertagi, 270 nucleotides long. The record is from the annotation of a GenBank genome assembly. NCBI's taxonomy places the organism in Eukaryota, Metazoa, Nematoda, Chromadorea, Rhabditida, Trichostrongylidae.